Messenger RNA from Pocillopora meandrina, 4989 nucleotides. The record is from the annotation of a GenBank genome assembly. NCBI's taxonomy places the organism in Eukaryota, Metazoa, Cnidaria, Anthozoa, Scleractinia, Pocilloporidae.
GAGGAUUUCGAAACAAUAAUGUUUUCCCGCGGUCCUGCUAACAUGGCUGUGGGAAGAUUGUAUGUAGCCGUAUUCUUAUUACUGAAUCAUGGAAACUCUGCCGUUUUCAGUCAGGAUAUUGACGAUGAUUCUAUUGCAUUUGACACUUCCAGUCAACAUGGGCUCAAUGUAGAAUCAUUACAAGCUAAUAAUGACACGCAAUUCGAUAAGAGAUAUCUUCUUUAUGAUGUGAAUCCUGGAGAAGGAUUUAACCUCAGACGGGAUGUGUACAUGAGAGUACACGGCAAAUAUGAUGAAGCUUCUGCGAGAAAAACGGAACUGGAUCCUUGUCGUUCCGCCUUGGAGAAAACUUUACCACUGGCGAUCGGCGAUCGAACAAAAUGCCCUUCCUUGGCGGACAUUUUUCGACCUGGAAAGCUUGAAUCGUUACGUGCCUGUCAUUGAGUUUGAAGAAUUCGUGAGGGAAACUGGCGAAGAAGCCAUAGAUGAAAUCCUCUAUUUACAAGGUUACGCUGAAGGGUGGAAAGACGGACAUUGGGAAGAAAAAAUAGACGAUAGAGAUUGCAUUGAUAGACCUGUAUACCACAAAGAUGAAAGCGGGUAUUACAGAGGUUACUUCUGGGGAAUGGAAGACAUAUUCGCGCGUAAAUUUAAAUGUGUCUCUGUACAGGGCACUUCGGCAAUCCUAGUGCCUACACUUCUGGAGAAAACCAAGUCAAAGUAAGAAUGUCUUUAAUUCGAAUUCGCUAUUUUGAAUUACUUUUUGGGCUCCAUUCUCUGUAGUGUUUCGUCACAAUAACCUAAAGUUCAAUAUUUAUGUCGAAUGGACGAGAUCAAAGGCACUUGAAAAUAAUUCAUUUACACGUGUACUUUUCUUUCAUUGUUUUAGCUGGUAUGUUGUGACGAGUUACAGACAAUUCUCUUAACGGGUGGAAAGUACCAUAUAUCACAGAGGCUUCAAACAAAUUUUCCAUUUGUAAACUGUGAAAUAUUACUGGGAAAAUUGUCGUCAACAUACUAACUAAUCAGCUGAAGUUCUUUACAGUAUAAAUUGAAUGCAUUAAAUUAAUAUCAGUACAAAAGUACAAACAAAACUCCAUGGGGUUCUUUUCAUCUCUGUGAAAUUAAAUUUUUAUUACCUGAAAAUGAGAUAAACUUUUUCAACUCAAAAUUCUCUCUUAUUUUUUGAAAAACUUUUGUUCAAGAAGUGAAGUGAAGUGCUAUAGACUUUGAAUGGAAAUUGUACAUGUUUAUGAGUGCACAUUUAGGGUUUCAUUGUUGCAAUAUUCAAUUUUCUUUGUUUCUUCACCAAUGAUGUGAUUCCCAAGACUACUAUGUAUUGAUCUGGAAACUUGGGGGCAAAAUUAUAGGAAAAUAACCUUGUUUUUCUUUAUUACCUUUAAGAGUCUCAUUUGCAACACUGUUCAAUUGAUAUUUAUGUUUUACCUAUAGUGUUGAAAAAUUUGGGUUGGAGACCUGUGUGGGUCUUCCUGUUGUAUUUUUAGGCAAGGCACUUUACUCUCCGAGUACCAUUCUCCACACAGGAGAAUAAAUAGUUGGUUAUAAAAUUUCAGAGAAAAUUGACAAAGUACUGGGUAAAUCCUUAACAGACUAACAUCCCAUGCACACUCUUACAUGAUUGAGCUUAACCCUUUCACUCUCAGAUGUGAUUGAUAUGUAACUUUUCCCUAUAAUAUCCAUACAUUGUUAGGCAUACUGGUAAUGAGAAUGCUCAAAUUUAUCUGGUAGAAGUUGUUCUCUUAAUCUGACACCAAAUUCUGAUAACUAAUUUACAAGGAAAUGUGUAGCAGCUAGAUGAGAGAAUUAACUAUCGGAUCUUGGGAUUUAAAGGGUUAAGCUUGAACCAACCUUCCAGGAGAGUGUAUACAGAUAUUCAAAAUGAAAAAUUAUCUAUAGGGUGUUUUGAACCAUCUUAACAUUUUCACCAAAAAAAAGUAAACAAAGUUCACAACUUGUCAUUAAUGUGUCCUUUUUUAAUUAUUUCACUGCAUUACAGAUCAGUGUUUGUAGAGAGAUUUGAGGAAGUGUUGCACAUCAUUUAUGGACAAAAGGAUUAUUGGGAGGUACUGUAACUUAGUUUUUCUGUGUUUUCUUUCGUUGUUUCAGGUCUGUGUUUAUUGACAGAUUUGAAAAGGUUAUGCACAUUCGUUAUGGUCAGGUGGAAUUUUAUAAGGUAAUCUGAAUUUUCUUAUAGUUUUGCGAAGGGACCUUGUCCUAUUCAGUAGUUACUCUCGAUUUCUGAUUGGUUGCUCCCCCUUCUUGCUGUUAUACAUUUCCUCAUAAACUAGUUCAGAGAGUUUCAUUUUUAACCCCUUGGCCCCUGAGAGUAAUAAGCAUCUAAUUUCUCCCUACAAUAUCAUCUCUGAAUCACAUAUGAAAGUCAUGAGAAUAAAGGAAAUGAUCAGCAACUGAAGAGGCUCUUGAUUGGGAAGUGAAUUCUCCUUGUCUUAGGAAAUGUAUAGUGAAAAGUAUGGAGAAUCUAUAUGCUGAUGUUAAAAUGAAAAGGGUUUGUGGUUUAAAGCAUUGUUGAUUGAUAAACAGAAUUUAAAUCUUUUUUUCACUCAGUUAGGAAGGGUUAAUUUUUUUUCAGGCAAGGAGGAGCUUGGUAUUUGCCAAACACUUAAGAGAUGAAGGAGACAAGUUUCGCAGAGAACUCUUAAAAUCUGAUGAUGAGAGGGAUGCUACAGUCAUGGAUCCAGACUGGACCAAGAAUCAGAAAAAAGAAGGUUCUGCUAAAGGAGGCCCAUAUUUAGCAGUUCACUUGAGAAGAGCUGAUUUUCUCUAUGCUCACCCUGAUGGCGUUCCAUCUCUUGACAAUGCUGUCAAGCAGAUUAAGGAUAUUCUUGAAAAGGAGAAGCUUGAUAUGGUAUUCCUUGCAACAGAUGCUGAUAAAAAAGGUGAGGCACAUGCAACUAGUUGAAAGUAAGCCCUUGAGUUUGGAAAAUUAGGAUGUUUGUUUAGAAAAGCCUGCAAAAAAUUCCUUCAUUUUUCUCAUACAAAUGUUUCUGAACUCUGUUAAAAGAAGAUGGAGGAUGACAAUAAUGUUGGUGACAUACCAUGGUCUUCAGAGGUAAUGGGUUGGAAAUGUUUGGCAGAAAAUUUUUGAAGUUUGUGUAAAAGAAUUUUCAAACUUUACACAGCAAUGAAAUCAUCAUCAGGCUGUGUAAAUUGAUGCACUGCCUUAAGUCCGGGGGGGGAUGCAGAGGUGUGAUGACCAGUGUCCUGGAAUCAGGGCUGAUAGGUCUGGCUGGGCUGAGGGCUGAGGGCUGAGACAUCCAGCUCAAGACCUGACCACACCAAUGUGUUGUGUUCUUGGGCAAAACAGGCUACAGGCUAGCCUCUCACCACCCAGGAGUAUAAACAGGUACUGGCAAAUUAUUUGAAAGCCUAAUGAAAUUCUGGCAGGGAAGCUUGCAAUGGACUGGCAUCCCAUCCAGGGUGGAGUAGUGAUACUCCUGGUCACUUCAUGCUGAGGAGACUGGGAUGAGCUCCAGCUGAGUUGGCCUCUUGGUGUGAUCAUAGACUUUGCUUUUGCCUUAGAGUCCACAGAAAAUGCCAAUAAGAGUUUGGAAAAGGUUUUGGAUUUUUUUCAUCAACAAUGUACUUGAUUACCCUGUGAAAAAUACAUGAAUUAUAACAUUAGCCCUGGUAAAAUGUUUUGUCUUUCAGAGGUGACAUAUUUGAAGAGUAAACUACCCCUGGUGAAAUAUGACCCACCAAAGGAAAUUCUACAUAAUUAUGGUGAUGGCGGAGUUGCCAUAAUAGACCAGUGGAUUUGUGCACAUGCUCAAUACUUUGUAGGGACAUGUGAAUCAACAUUUUCAUUUCGUAUUCAUGAAGAAAGGGAUAUAUUAGGUUUCCAUGGUGACAAGACCUUUAAUUGUCUCUGUGGAGAUAAGAAGCUUGGAAAAUGUGAACAACCAUCAAAAUGGAGAGUAGUAUACUAAAAAUAUGAUGAAUGUACUUUAAAGCUCUUCUACGUUCAACUUUCAGUCAGUCAUUAAAAGAAGAUAACUAAUAAAUUAUGGGAUUGCUUUGGGAACAGGAUGUGAAACAUUUCUGUGAGACAAGAUGGUCGUUAGAAUUUUUAGAUAUUAGUACCAGUAGACACUUAGUUAACCCUUAAACUCCUACAAGUGACCAAGACAGAAUUUCUCCUUACAAUAUCAAUACAAUGUCAAGCAGACAAGCAAUGAGAAUAAAGAAAAUUAUCAAUUAGUGGAAUUGUUAAUUGAUGUAAGACCAAAUUCUCCAAGCUAAAAUCAAGAGAAUCACCGGUAUAUGGUACACAGUUAGGAGAAUAAAUAGAAAGAACUUGGGAGUGAAAGAGUUAACUCUUCAUUUCCAGGAGCGACCAAAAAGGAACUUCUCUUUGUAGUAUGGAUUUUUUUCAAGGAGAAAGGUGAUGAGAAGGAAUAGAAAAAGAGAAAUUGAAUAGAUACAAUCUUGAAACACAUGGAAACCAGAAGAAAAAUAAAACUAGUUCUGGUGCACUUUGACACCAAGGUAUUUAUGGCAAGGUCUUGUUUUAGCAUUUUGAACCAAACUUUGCUGACCUAAAUGGUGCAGUGAGCAUCAGGAAUGAGAACUGAAAACUUCCAGUUGCCAUUUGCGUCUUAGAAAUGUUUGUACUUUUAAAAGCUCCCUCAUAUCAGCCAAGGAAUACUGUUUGAUGUAAUACCAAAUUCUUAGAGCUACAAUUGUAAGAGGUGUUUGGUGGACAGAGGGGAGAAUUGAUCUUUAGAUCAAAGGGGGCAUGUGGGUGUAAGAACAUGAUUGGUGCAUUUACCCUCUGCACUAAGAUGAUGAGGAUCUCAGAAUAAAAUUUUUACUUGUUUUCGCUCACAAGAGUGCCCACAGUCUAUCAUUUCCUGCUUAGCAUAUAGAGAUAGUGAAAAAAAAUCUAACUGGAGAUAAUAGAUUUAUGCGGCAUGAUUUCAUGUGAGGCUAACUUCUUCUCACUCAAAG